UCCUCAGUAGCCAUAGAAAGUUAGUGUAAAGAGGAAGGUGAUUUGCAAUGAGAAGACCCUCUGGCACUACUUAUUAAACAUGGGCUGCUGCUUCAGUAAAGAAUUGAGUAACAGCACGAGUGAGGAGAAAACCAGCUUGUUACAAAAAUCUGUGGAAGAGGAAGCACCAAAGUCAAGGAUAAGUAAAACUUUAUCUUCAAUUUUUGGAACUGUGAAAAGCCAGGAUCUGCAUACAGUGGGAAGGACAGUUAAUGGGGCAGCUGUGACAGUCAGCAUUGAACGUGUUUGUAGUGAUGAUUGCGCAGUGUCAGAUUCUAAAUCUGGUUUUUGGGGUAGAAAAGGAAAAUAUUCGUCAUAUAACAGCAUGGGGAAUACUCCCCACGCGAGCCCUAGGAGGACGUAUGGCAGACCUUUUAGCUUCUUUAAUUCCUUUAGUCACCUCUUGAAAGUCUCUGGUACGUAUGGAAAUCUGCAGAGAAGUGAAGAAAAGAAAGAUAAGAUUAUUAAAAAAAGAGCACCUAAAAAACUUAAUAGUAAUGGUCAGCAUGUGAACAAUAUAGAAAAGAAUAAUAGCAAUAUUAAUAAUGAAAAUGCAGCUUCACAAGAGCAUUGCUUGUUUGAUCAUAUUUCUAAUUCACAUGUAGCAGAUAUCGUAGACAAAGGCUUACAGAGUGAAAUUUCCUUAAAUAGAAAUUCCCUGGAGGAUUAUGCACUUACAUGUGACCAUUCAAGGCAAAAUGAAACAACAGUAAAUGCUGAAGACAGCAAGAGUGACAGCUUACAGAAAGUUUCAAGUUCAUAUAGAGAGUUGUCUUCAACAUUUUCCUGUCUUGAUGUAGACAACAGUCAAAAUGUGAAAGACAAGGAGUUUUACAGCAUUUGUGUUGUAGAUGCCGAAGAUCUGAAAGGGGAUGAAGAGGUGCCAGCUACUGUGCAUGAAGAGCCUGCAGCAGACGUAGAUAACUCAGCUGUUACUGAUGAAGGAAUGUGCACCAUGGCACGACCUCUAGACAGAGGGAAGGAAUUUCCAGUGCAACAAUUGGCACAAGUGGAAGCUAAGUUUAAUUCACAGAAAGAACUGUUUGAGUAUAAAAAAGAGGAUAGAUCAAACAUGGAGAAAAAGGAUACAAAGGAAUAUUGUAGCCUAGACAUCCAGUGUUCUUUUGAUAACUUACUGACUGACAGGUGUCAGGUGCAGAGGUUAAAUACUGACAGUACAGUAACAGAUGCAUUAAAAGCAAAAGUGCCUGGUGAAAUCAUCCCUGAGAAUCAGCAAGAGGAGGUAUAUAUCAUGGGUAGUGCUGCCAGUUGGAAUGAACCACUGCAUACUGCUUGUGAUUCUGUAAAGCCUGUGGAUGCUGCUGGAGAGGACCAAUACAGCCCUAACUCAGAAAAAGUGAAAAACAGUGAUAAUAUUUCCAGUGUAUUGUUAAACGCUGGAGUAUCUAAUUCAGGAAAAACUGAGGGAAGUAAUCAUUCUGAUGUUGUACCACUUGUUGUGCCACUAACUAGGCAUCCCUCAAGUGUAGAGCAAAUAAAUACUAAACAGGUGGUAGACAGCAUAGGGGGUAAAUUUAAAUUAUUGCUAGAGUUUCAUGAAAUGGACGAAGUAGAAAAACUUGAUGAAGAAGUCUGCUUUCUAGAGCCAGAAAGUGAACUAAACUCAAAUGUGGAAAAGAAAACACUUGAAAGAACAUAUGGUGAUAGCCAAACAUUUUCACCAGACUGUAGUGAACAUCACAGCAGUUUUGAAGAAUCCUUGAAAGAGGGAGAGGAAUGCACUGGUACAGUUUUGCAUAGCUGUGAAGCUUUGAACAUGACUGAAACACAGCUAAACUUGGAGGAAGGCUCUGAUUUUCAAACUCCCAUCAAGGGUUGUACUGAAAUCAGAGCAUCAUCUGAAGCUGCAAUCCACAGUGGCAUGGAGCAGGAUGUCUGUGUGAGUGCCACUGAACUAAAAGGUGACUUUCUUGAGGAAGCUGGUAACUUGAGCAGAACUAGAUCAGGGAUAAGUGAUGGUGCUGUGACAUCUCAUGCACAUAAUCCAAGCACAGAUGAAAUGUUCCUAAAGGAAAACAGCCUAGAGUGUCAGGUUUCACAAGAGUUAGUAGAGAAUAAAGGUAAAGUGUGCAAAUAUUCAAAUUCAGAUAACAAAACCAGUGUCUCUUCUGUGGAAUGUGAGCAUGUGAAUAUAAUAGACAUGAACAGCAGACAAGAUGAACAACAGGAUGUGUGUUCCUUCCACACAGUGGGAAAUCAAUGGACUGCAGAGACUGAGUCAGGUAAAAUAUCUGGGCAUGUAGUAGAAUCUGUAAAACAGACAAAAUUUGAAAGUCAACUAAAUAAGUCCAUUGAUAACAAGGCAGAAAAUGUAAAACAGUAUCUGGAUGCUAACAUUGUUGAUUGUGAUAAAGACAUCUUCAGUUGCAGUGAAGCCUUGCCUGACAGUCAGAAUGCUCCCUCUGACUCCACUGUACCUGCAGUCACAGACAGUUGUAUGUACAGGAGGGUAAAAUUAAAAGAUGCCACUAAAAAUCUGGAAGAUGCCAAUAAACUCUUAAAUAAGGACUGUAACUUUUUGCCUGUAUUGUGUCAAAAUGCAUGUUCUCAUGAGCAUGACAAACCAGCAGAAGAGCCUCAGUUGUGUCACUGUGCCAGUCCAGAGCCAGGAGUUGGGAACACUCAAGUUUCUAUUGGGUCUUUUACUGAGGAACGACCAGAAAUUAAUGAAAAAAGUAUGUGUGAUAUAAAUGAAUGUAAUCUCCAGGAUGGUGAAGUAAACCGGUGUGCCAGCAUCCACGCAAAUGAGAACCUCACUGGUUUUGGUUUAUCAGCUGAGAAUCUAGAACCUUUUACCAAGGGGAAUUUGAAGCAGUUACAAGCCAAGACUACUGAGCUGAAAAACACCAGUUACAUAUUAAAUACUCAGAUGAAUGACUUGACCACAAGCUGGGAACAGAUGCAGCCAGAUCACAGGAUUUUCUCAAACAAAGAGCUUGGAGUUUGUGUUGACCCAAAGCAGGUAGACAAAUAUGCUGCUACUCCUUCCUAUGAAAUACCCAGUGCCUCUCCUGGUGCAGCAGGAUUUCAGCAAGGCAGAGAGCAGUGCGUGUUAGGUCUGAUGGCAGAUGGAUCAAGUGACCAGAAGCAGUCCUGUGACCUGGACGGACAAAAUCCCCACGUUGAAAUGUGGUCACAUUUCAUCAAUCUUCAGGCUGGCAAUGCUGAUUGGACAAAUCAACUGCUUUCUGACACGGUUCCUUCUGGUAAUGGUGAAUAUCUAGUAGGCUUUUUAUGGAAUAAUGCAGCUUCUAAUGAUAACAUGAAGAAUGACAGACUGUGUAUAGUUAAUGGAAACUUCCAGAAUGAACCUGAAAAUUUAACAAGUGCUUCAUAUGCAGUGGAAACAUACCCAUAUCAGCUGCUAGCACCGGAAUAUGCUGGUACGUGGGGAUGGCACAAUAAAGAUGAACUUGAGUCAACCAAGGUUUCUGAGUUAAACCCCAAUGCAAAGGUGUGGGGAAAUCAUAUGUUACACUUGGAAGCAAGUGGUGCCGCUGAUGGUAGUGUGAGCAAAACGUGGGAAGAAAUACCUGACCAGCCUCCAGAUUCCUGUAAAGAAGGACUGGAUGCCAAUGGCGACGGUGACAAAAAGCAUCAGAAUGCGGUGCUGCCGGAGCUGCCGGAGCCGAACCCAGCCGUUCCGGGCUCAGAGCAGGCGGACAUGAACCCUUUGGCUCUCGAUCAUUCCGAGUAUGAGUCUAUGCACGAAACCACCCAGACAGGUGGAAACGAACAGUUGCAGCCAGAAGGUCAGGAAGAUUUACGAGAAUUACUGAAAAAGACACUGGAAUUCUGUUUAUCUAGAGAAAAUCUUGCCAGUGACAUGUACCUUAUAUCACAGAUGGACAGUGAUCAGUAUGUGCCAAUAAUGACAGUAGCAAAUCUUGAUCAUGUCAAGAAACUCAGUACUGAUAUGGAUUUGAUUGUUGAAGUGCUGAGAUCGUUGCCUUUAGUUCAAGUGGAUGAAAAGGGGGAAAAAGUUCGGCCAAAUCAGAAUCGCUGUAUUGUGAUUUUACGUGAAGUACCUGAAUCUACUCCCAUUGAAGAGGUUGAAGCACUUUUCAAAGGAGACAAUUUGCCUAAGUUCAUCAACUGUGAGUUUGCCUAUAAUGACAAUUGGUUCAUCACAUUUGAAUCGGAAGCUGAUGCACAGCAGGCUUACAGAUACCUUAGAGAAGAAGUGAAGACUUUCCAAGGAAAACCAAUUAAGGCAAGGAUAAAAGCAAAGGCAAUAGCUAUAAACACAUUUUUGCCAAAGAAUGGAUAUAGACCUCUGGAUAUGAACCUCUACACACAGCAGCGCUACACAACAUCCUUUUACAUACCUCCAGUAUACAGUCCCCAGCAGCACUUCCCACUGUACAGCUUAAUUGGCCCACAGACCUGGUCAGCCACACACAGCUACCUUGACCCUUCAUUGGUAACACCAUUUCCAAAUACUGGAUUUAUCAACGGGUUCACAUCUCCAACCUUCAAGCCUGCUGCUUCUCCACUCACAACACUCAGACAAUAUCCUCCCAGGAACAGGAAUCCUAGCAAGUCACAUAUACGACAUACAAUACCCAGUGCAGAAAGGGGACCUGGGCUUCUAGACAGUCCUACAAUAUUCAACUUUUCUGCUGAUCGUUUAAUCAAUGGCGUCAGGAGUCCACAGACGCGGCAGCCGGGACAAAGCAGGACACGGGUGCAGAGCGCUACCAGCAGUUACACCAAGAGGGAAGUGGGAACCGGCCGGGUGGAACAGACCAGCGUUGACUCGUCCCCUGGAUUAGGGAGAGGAAGGAAAAACUCAUAUGGCUACCGAAAGAAAAGGGAGGACAAGUUUACAAGAGGCCAAACACAGUCUCCACCACCCCCAAAACCUCCAUCUCCCAGCUUUGAAUUGGGUUUAUCUAGCUUUCCUCCAUUACCCGGGGCUGCUGGCAAUUUAAAGACUGAAGACCUGUUUGAAAACAGACUGUCCAGCGUGGUAAUAGGAACAUCAAAAGAAAGAAACAUUAAUGUGGAUGCAAGUACAAACACUAUUCCAUCAGGAAUUCCUCGAGAGCCGUUACCAGUUCCUUCUACAUUGCCCAGGACCUUUGAAAGGUCUCCUUCGCCACCCCAGCCUACUGAGGACUCCAAAGUUGUGGAUAAACAGCAGAGAGAGACACAGAGUACAGAAAGACUUUCUUCUUCCACUCUGAGUACUGCAUGUAAAUCGGUACAAGUCAAUGGGUCUGCCAUAGAACUGCGAAAACCUAGUUAUGCGGAAAUUUGCCAGAGAACAACUAAGGAUCCUCCUACAUUGCAACCCCAGAAAGAACAGAAGCCAAACACUGUAGCAUGUGGGAAAGAAGAAAAAAAGCCCACAGAAACAAUAGAGAAAAACAGAGAACCUCCUCCUGCGAAGUCACAUCCUGGACAACCCAAAGACCAGAGAAGACAGUCAGGACGCAGAUCGUCCCCUCCAGCCGUUGGCAAACGCUUAAAUAAAGAACAGAGUACCCCUCCAAAAUCUCCUCAGUGAAAACAACACCUGGGAGGGAUUUGAGAAGAGGUCUGUUUCCCACAAAUUAAACCCAUGUUCCCACUAAGAUACCUGAGAAUGAGUUGCUGGUUAGGAGCUUGCAGUGAUACAAGGCAUGUAACAAUGCCUGCAAGUUAUUUUUUUGUGAAAUACUUUUUCCCCCUCUUGAACAAGCAUUCUAUUUUUCUGGGUAUUUCUGGAUAGUUGUUCUAAACCUUACAUUUAGAUUGGUGCUUAAUUGGAGGUGAAGCUUAGUGUGAUUUUUUUUUUUCAAGGUGUAAAAUAUUUGUCUUUAAAAAAAAAUCAACUUUUUAUUAAGCCUCUCUGUGGCUGUGUGAGUGCAAGCUCUGUAUAGUGAGUUUUUUCUAAACUGUUAAGCAGAAACAUGCUGCUGCAAUAUUUUUAAUAAACUGGUCUGCAAGUACAUAUCUAAAUUAGUGUCCAAAAGACUGAUAAUGGCAGCUAGUGUGUAGAGUGCAAGAAAGUAGAUAUAUUUUACAAAUUAGUAUGUGACCUUGAAGAUUUUUUUUAUUGGGCUGCUGUACUAAGUGUCAGCAAACAACCUUGCACUUUUAGGUUAAAUGAGUAGCUGUUUCUAGCAUUUUUAAAAACUUAAUCUUUUUUUGAUGUUUUGCACACACAAAAUGAAUUCUAGGGCACCAUAGCAGUCUUUCUGAAAUAUUUCCUUUUAUGACUUACUGCAAGCAAGUAACCAUCUUCUCACUCCAGAAUAAAACUGAUGUUAUAAUUUGCAAAUACAAAGCACAUUGUGAAUAGAAAGAAUCAAGUCUGUGAGCUUCUAUGGUGGUGAAGCCUGUUAGUGGAUGUUAUCAGGAGAAAGCAGAGUAGCCUUCUUGUGAUAACCUUAGCUUCCCUGUGCUUGUAAGGGAGUUAACUGAGUCAGCGCUGUAUAUUCUGGUUACCCCUGUGCUCUGUGUAGACUUUU
Molecule: messenger RNA, 6518 nt
Organism: Onychostruthus taczanowskii (white-rumped snowfinch)
Lineage: Eukaryota; Metazoa; Chordata; Aves; Passeriformes; Passeridae
Gene: LARP4B
Product: La ribonucleoprotein 4B
Exons: 16
Coding region: 80-5572 (1830 amino acids)
Biological process (GO): positive regulation of translation
Cellular component (GO): cytoplasmic stress granule; cytosol
Molecular function (GO): mRNA 3'-UTR binding
Source: RefSeq, a predicted model, not a curated record